CUCCCCUCUCUCUGCCGGGUCUCUGACAUCCAUCCGUCCGUCUCCCUCCUAUCUCUCUGUCCAUCCAGGCUGGAUUGAUGUAACCUGGGAUGCUGGCGGCUCUAACUCUUACCGUAUGGGCGCUGAAGGGAAGUUUGACCUCAAGCUUGCUCCAGGGUACGACCCUGAGUCGGCUGCCACAGCGCCGUCACCCAAACCUGUCUCAUCCACUGUUUCAGGCCCCGCCUCCUCCACGGUGGGACCCUCCUCGACGCAGGCAGCCAUUGGCGGCAUCAACAUCACCACCACCACCACGUCCUCUUCGUCCUCCUCCACCUCGUCUUCCUCGCAGCAGCAGUCGUGGAGCAGCCUGGUGAAAAAUAACUGUCCCGAUAAGGGCGGGGCUACAUCGCUGGGAGGGGCGAGUUCCUCCAGCAGGAAGGGAAGCAGCAGCUCCGUCUGCAGCGUCGCCUCCUCCUCCGACAUAAGCUUGAGUUCUUCUGCCGGGCUGCAAGGCUUGGGGGGAAUGCGGAUGGACAGGAGGGCCGAGGGGCUUCUGCUGGACCAGGGUUCAGGGUUAGGAGGACUUAUGGGGAUCGGGGUCGGCUCCGACGGACACCUUCUGGAACCAAUCGUCAUGCUUUCCUCAGCGGCGGAGGGAGGGUCCGGUUCCAGCUCCGGCACGCUAACCGCCGACGGUUCUGCCCCUGGAGACGAAGCCCGAAACAAAGACUCUUCCACGGACCCGGCCACAGCGAUCUCCAUGGGGCUGGUCAGCGUGAGUUCCCCCGACGUCAGCUCGGUGUCGGAGUCUUCCAGCAAAGACACGCCUUCCCAGAGGCCUCUGUGCUCCGCGGCUAACGCCAGACUGUCCGUGAGCUCCCUGCUGGCGGCCGGCGCUCCCAUGAGCUCCAGCGCCAGCGUUCCCAACCUGUCGUCCCGCGAGGCCAGCCUCAUGGAGUCCUUCGUCCGCCGCGCGCCCAACAUGUCGCGCACCAACGCCACCAACAACAUGAACCUGAGCCGCAGCAGCAGCGACAACAACACUAACACACUGGGCAGGAACGUCAUGAGCACUGCUAUUACCAAUCUGUCAUUUGAAGCUUCUCCUCUCAUGGGUGCUCAGAGCUUUCCUAACCUCACCACCACUGGCACCACAUCCACCGUUACCAUGUCAACCUCCAUAGUAACCAGCAGCAAUAACGUAGCCACGGCCACCACUGGUCUGUCGGUGGGCCAGUUGCUAAGCAACACCCUGACGACCAGCCUGACGUCCACGUCUAGCGAGAGCGACACAGGCCAGGAGGCCGAGUUCUCGCUCUAUGACUUCCUGGACAGCUGCCGUGCCAACACGCUAUUGGCUGAGCUGGACGAUGAGGAGGACCUCCCAGAGCCCGACGACGACGAUGACGAGAACGAAGACGACAAUCAGGAGGACCAGGAGUACGAGGAGGUCCUGGUAAUACACCUUUUUAUAUAUUGGAUCUUAAAGGUCACCUAUUAUGCAAAUUCUCUUCUUCAUGUCUCUUCUACAUCAACAU
This is a messenger RNA of Notothenia coriiceps (black rockcod), 1520 nucleotides long. RefSeq names its product E3 ubiquitin-protein ligase HECTD1-like. The transcript is spliced from 4 exons. The record is from RefSeq and is a predicted model, not a curated record. NCBI's taxonomy places the organism in Eukaryota, Metazoa, Chordata, Actinopteri, Perciformes, Nototheniidae. The annotation marks the transcript as partial.